GAGCUGAUUAUGCUUCCAGAGUAUAUGGAAGUAGAAAUGAUUUCCACUGUCAAUAUUUAUGACAAUUGGUAUAUAGAUAAAAAAAUAGGUUAUGCUUUAUCAGUUGAACAUUAUAGUGUAAUAAAUGAUAGACCAAAUACUCUAGUACCUAAGCAAGAAAAUGAUAAGGUCGAGGAUAUCAUUAAUUUAUAUAGAGAAAUUUCUGAUAAUGAUAGCUAA
Molecule: messenger RNA, 219 nt
Organism: Racocetra fulgida
Lineage: Eukaryota; Fungi; Glomeromycota; Glomeromycetes; Diversisporales; Gigasporaceae
Source: the annotation of a GenBank genome assembly